AUGGCGAAGGCAGUGACGGAGGUGGCUGUCCCUUACUUCACGGGGCGCGUCACCGACUGGGUGGCCAGCGAGGACGAGGUGGCGGCCGCCUGGCCCAUGGCACUGCUGGGGCUUGGCAGUGCCGUCACUGAAUUCACCUGCGACGUCACCUACGCGGGGACCCUAAGCCGGGCGCUGGGAAGUCUCCAACGUCGCGUCUUCGCCGCCGUCCUGCGACGGGAUGUCACCUCCCUGCGGGCGACGGGGUCCGGGGCAGUGACGGCGCGGGUGACAGGGGACGUGGAGGCCACCCACGCGGCGGUGGCCGAGGCGCUCAGCCUCUUGCUGUGGUACCUGGCGCGGGGCGUUUGUCUCCUGGUCGCCAUGGUGUGGUUGUCACCCUUCCUGGCCUUCGUCACCCUCCUGUCACUGCCCGUCCUCCUGCUGCUGCCCCAGGGCGUCGGCAAGAUCCAGCAGUUCUCAGCGCUGGCCCUGAAGUUGGGGCUCCUCUGCUAUGGGGGACAGCUGGUGGCCGCGGGGACCAUCACCACCGGGGACCUUGUCACCUUCCUCGUCUACCAGAUGCAGUUCGCUGAGGCCGUAGAGGGCGUGUCCCUGGAGCUGCGCCCCGGGGAGGUGCUGGCGGUGCUGGCCCCCCCGGGGGCGGGGAAGAGCACCCUGGUGUCCCUGGUCCUGUGUCUGCGCCCGCCGGAGGCCGGGCGGGUGCUGCUGGACGGUCACCCCCUCCCUGCCUACCAGCACCCCUACCUGCGCUGCCAGGAACCGGGAGACCUGGGCACCCGGGAUAUGGAGAAGGCUGAGGAACUCAGUGACUCUUUUGCCUCAGUCUUCACCGGCAAGUGCUCGAGCCACACCACCAAGUCGCAGAAGGCCAAGGCAGGGACUGGGAGAAUGAAGAACCGCCCGCUGUAG
This is a messenger RNA of Nipponia nippon (crested ibis), 912 nucleotides long. Lineage: Eukaryota; Metazoa; Chordata; Aves; Pelecaniformes; Threskiornithidae. The record is from RefSeq and is a predicted model, not a curated record.